This is a messenger RNA of Ciona intestinalis (vase tunicate), 1369 nucleotides long. Lineage: Eukaryota; Metazoa; Chordata; Ascidiacea; Phlebobranchia; Cionidae. The record is from RefSeq and is a predicted model, not a curated record.
AUGUAUAAGAAAGAAAAUUCAUCCUUUUACGUAUUGUUUACUGUGUGGCUUAUAUAAGUUGGUACACAACAUGCGCAAACCAGCGAUAUUCAAACUUUAAACAUGAAAGUUGUUAUUUUCUUUGCACUUUUAGCAGUGGCUUCGGCCAAGAGACUGUUUCACCAGGACCAGGUCCUGAGAAUCCAACCAGGAGGGUAUGAUCUAAAGAUCAUUAACAACUUGGUUGAAAGAUACCCAAACAUUGACUUUUGGGCCGAACCAAGUCUGGUUCGUCCAGUAGAUAUCCAUGUGCCACGCGUUCACCUUACAGCUGUCAAAGUUUUCUUGACAAGAAACAGAAUCGAUUACGAAAUCUUUAUCGAAGACCUUCAGGUUGCUAUUGACAACCAAAAGUCAGACCGUCCAACUCAGAUGAGUUUGGCAACAUUCGAUUACAAUGUUUACCACACGAUGGACGAAAUUCGCGCUUGGAUGAGCGAUAUGGUAUCAACAUAUUCCUUCGUGUCCCAAGUUAACGUUGGUCAAUCUUAUGAAAAGAGCUCAAUUGACGCGCUCAGGAUCACCCGCUCUACAAGCUUCAACCCACCUAAAUUUGUACUGGACUGUGGUCUUCACUCUCGUGAAUGGGUUGCUCCUGCCUCAUGCCUUUACGCGGUCAAAUACUUGGUUGAAGCCCAGCCUGGAAGCGCAGAAUAUAACAUCUUAAACGAAAUGGAGAUUGUUGUGAUCCCAAUUGCUAACCCUGACGGCUACGAAUACUCAUGGACUGGUGACAGAAUGUGGCGCAAAACGCGUUCGGAUACCGGCCACGUAUGCAUGGGAGUUGACCCUAACAGAAACUGGGACGCAAACUGGUCCGGCCCAGGUGCCAGCGCAAGCUCUUGUAAUGAUGCCUACUACGGACCAAGCGUUAUGUCCGAGAUCGAAGUACGAUCUCAAGCCAGUUUCGUUGGAGGCUUAUCUAACGUCCAAGCCUACAUUGACAUUCAUGCAUAUAGCCAGUACUGGAUGUACCCAUACGCCUGGACUUACAGCAAAACUUCUGACGAAAAUCUUUUGAAUACAAUUGGUGUGAACAGUGUAAACGCCAUACGUGAUGUUCACGGAAUGACGUAUCUGACUGGAUCAAUUUCUGAAGUCAUUUAUCAAGCAUCAGGAAGUACAGUUGAUUACAUGUACGACACUUUGGGAAUCAAAUGCUCUUUUGCUGCUGAACUCCGAGAUACAGGAAGAUACGGUUUCACUCUCCCAGAACGUUUCAUCCAACCAACUGCCGAGGAAACAUUCGCUGGACUUAAAACGAUUGCUAAUGCAGUUAUGGCAGGUACUUGCCAAUAAAUGAGGAAAUAAAAAAGAAGUCUCUGCAAAA